Messenger RNA from Drosophila busckii, 1577 nucleotides. RefSeq names its product lactase-like protein. The annotation marks the transcript as partial. The record is from RefSeq and is a predicted model, not a curated record. Gene Ontology annotation, molecular function: beta-glucosidase activity. The transcript has 2 exons. Gene Ontology annotation, biological process: carbohydrate metabolic process. Lineage: Eukaryota; Metazoa; Arthropoda; Insecta; Diptera; Drosophilidae.
UUUGUGUGGCAUGUUCCUUUGCAGUGGCGCCGCGAUGUGCAAAUGGUGCGCGAACUGCAUGUGAGCACCUAUCGCUUCUCGUUGUCCUGGCCGCGCAUACUGCCCAAUGGUUAUAUGAACCAUGUGAGCAACGCAGGCAUCAAAUACUACAGCAAUCUGAUUGAUGAGCUGCUCAAGUACAACAUAACGCCCAUGGUCACCAUAUUCCACUGGGAUUUGCCGCAGCGACUGCAAGAGCUGGGCGGCUGGACAAAUCCGGAGAUCAUACCGCUGUUCAAGGACUAUGCGCGCUUGGUGCUGGAGCUGUUUGGUGAUCGCGUCAAGACCUGGACCACCAUCAAUGAGCCCUGGCACAUAUGCGAGCAUGGCUAUGACGUUGAGUACAAUGCGCCCUCGUAUAACUUUCCGGGCAUACCCGCGUAUCUGUGUGGCCACAAUCUGUUGAAGGCGCAUGCGGAGGUGGUGCACAUGUAUCGCGCAGAGUUCCAGCAGCGUCAGGGCGGUCGCAUUGGCAUUACAGUGGACACAUCCUGGCAGGAGCCCAGAAAUCGCAACAAUCCCGACGAUUUGGAGGCAUCGGAGCGCACCAUGCAGUUCUAUUUAGGCUGGUUUGCUCAUCCGAUCUUCUCGCGUCAUGGCAACUACCCCAAGGUAAUGAUUGAGCGCAUACGCAAUCUGAGCAAGCAGCAAGGAUUUGGCGAGCGCUCGCGUCUGCCCGAGUUCACCACCGAGGAAAUACAUCGCAUACGCGGCACCUCCGACUUCUUUGGCAUUAACAGCUACACAUCGUUUUUGGUGUCACCCAACGAUCACAACAACUCUGCUGGCUUUCCCAUACCUUCCUAUAAUCACGAUGUGGGCGUGGUAUUCGAUCAAAAUGGCGUCGAUUGGCCCAGCUCGGGCUCCGAGUGGCUGCGGGUCGAUCCCAAGGGCAUGUACCAUCUGCUCAAGUGGAUACAUCGCGAGUACAAUGCACCCAUGAUUAUUAUUACUGAGAAUGGCGUUAGCGAUCGCGGCGGCUUGGCGGACUAUGCACGCGUGGAUUACUAUAAUCUGUAUUUGUCCGCAGUGCUGGAUGCCAUUGAGGAUGGCGUCAAUGUGCGCGGCUAUAUAUCCUGGAGUCUCAUGGACAGCUACGAGUGGAAGGCUGGGUAUCGCGAAAAGUUCGGUCUCUAUCAUGUGGACUUCAAUUCGCCGCAGCGCACGCGCACGCCGAAGAUUUCGGCGCGUGUCUAUGCCAACAUUUGCAAAACCAACGCCAUCGACUGGAGCUACAGACCCGAGCUGAAUGAGCAGCAACUUCAAGCUGCCGCCAGACUGCCCGCUGAGUCUGUGGCGCGCACAAAUUCAGCAGCUACGCUCAGCUGGAGCUGCACACUCUCGUUGUUGUUGUUGCUGCUGCUGGCGCGGCACUGCUAACUGCCGUUAACACCUUUAACGUUUAUGCCAUAUUAAAGCGUUGCAUGCCUGAUUCAUUCUAUAUACUUAUUACUUAUAUUGUUGCAAAGUAUUUUUCUACGCCUAGUUCUAAGUUUUUCAUAUAAGUUUGACAUAAAGAAUAAAGAAUUCUUGUGAUA